Thlaspi arvense is the source of this 1252-nucleotide messenger RNA. The record is from the annotation of a GenBank genome assembly. NCBI's taxonomy places the organism in Eukaryota, Viridiplantae, Streptophyta, Magnoliopsida, Brassicales, Brassicaceae.
AUUUGAUAACGAAGCUGGGACGCUCAUUUUAUUAAAGAAAAAAACAAAAACCGGUUUAGUUUUGACCGGUUUACAGUCCGCCGCGAUGCACAUUCUCGACACCGGAGCUCGUUUCUCCGCCGUUAGAUUCUCACCGGUUUUCAGUCCGUCAACUACACCUCCUCGUAGACGACACUUUAUCGUAAGGGCUAAUCUUCCGUUUCCCAAGCAUCAAGCUAAGUAUCACAAAGAGCUCGAAGCCGCCAUUGAUGCUGUUGAUAGAGCUUGUCGCCUCUGUGUCGAUGUCAAGAAAUCGCUUUUCUCUUCUAAAGAGAAGAUUCUUGAGAAGAAUGAUCAAACUCCAGUUACAAUCGCAGAUUUCGGAGUGCAAGCUUUAGUCAGCUUGGAGCUUUCGAAACUGUUUCCUUCAAUACCUUUGGUGGCUGAAGAAGACUCUCUCUUCUUACGUGAAAAUAACCUCGUUGGUUCUGUGGUAAGUGAAGUCAACGCAAAAGCUAGCAUUGGAGACAAUCAAUUGUCUGAUGCUGAUGUACUAGAAGCCAUCGACAGAGGCGGAAAAGAUGCUUAUACGUCUAUUGAUGUUUUGCAGGUUUUGGACCCAAUAGAUGGCACAAGGGGGUUCCUUAAAGGAGAUGAUGCUUUAUAUGUGGUAGGAUUGGCCCUUGUUGUAGAUAAUGAGAUUGUGCUAGGGGUCAUGGGCUGUCCCAACUGGCCUGGAGACUCUUCAGAUGGAUCCACUGGGACCUUAAUGCUCUCUCAUAUUGGCUGUGGAACAUGGACCAAGAGUUUACAAGCAUCCGGUGAUUGGACUAGGCGUUUUGUCGAUGCUUGUGGUUUAGUGAACAAAGCUCGGUUUUGUAUUCAAGAGAGCCAAUCCUGGGAAUCACUUCCACUCUCUGCUUCGUUCAACGCAACAACAGAUUCGAAUGACAUACAUAGUGACGAGAUUCUUCUCUUGCCUACAUGUUGUGGAAGUUUGUGCAAGUAUUUGAUGGUAGCUUCUGGUAGAGCAUCGGUAUUCCUUCUCCGAAUCAGAACUCAACGAACGAUAAAGUCUUGGGAUCAUGCUGUUGGGAUCAUAUGCGUUAAUGAAGCCGGAGGAAAGGUAACAGAUUGGGAAGGAGAUGAAAUCAAUCUGGAGGAAGAUCAAUCAGAAAGGAGGAUCAUUUUUCCGGCGGGUGGUGUUGUUGUUAGCAACGGAAGUUUACAUCAUCAGAUUCUUGAGAUGAUCUCUUCUGCUUCUCCAACUCUU